GAGAGAGAGAGAGAGAGAGAGAGAGAGAGAGGGAGAGAGAGAGAGGGAGGACACUGACUGACUGAUCAGCUUUCUGACUCCAACCCCCCCAACACAUCUUCUGAUCAAGCUGCAGCAGUGACUUCAGGAGAAGAAACUCACACACAAGGUUUUUUGUCGUUGUCUUGUCUCCUGUUCACCACCUGUUGUCCUGUAGUCAGGUGUGUUGUUCUAGAGCUUCAUGAUGCAGAAGAUGCAGAGCCAGAUGAUGCAGAACCAAAUGAUGCAGACCCAGACGAUGCAGAACCAGACGAUGCAGAACCAGACGAUGCAGAGCCAGAUGAUGCAGACAUCUGUAGACUAUAAUAAUGGAUACACGAUGCAGACAUCUGUAGACUAUAAUAAUGGAUACACGAUGCAGAUGCAGGAACAGCAGAAUAAUGACUACACCAUCCAGGAUGAUGAGUGGGACAGAGACCUGCUCCUGGACCCUGCCUGGGAGAAACAGCAGAGAAAGACUUUCACAGCCUGGUGCAACUCUCACCUGAGGAAGGCUGGGACUGGGAUUGAAAACAUCGAGGAGGACUUCAGGAACGGACUGAAACUCAUGCUGCUGCUGGAAGUCAUUUCUGGUGAAAGACUUCCUAAACCAGACAGAGGGAAAAUGCGCUUCCACAAAAUAGCCAACGUCAACAAAGCUCUGGAGUACAUAACCAGCAAAGGAGUCAAGCUGGUCUCCAUUGGAGCUGAAGAGAUUGUGGACGGCAACAUUAAGAUGACUCUGGGAAUGAUCUGGACCAUCAUUCUACGCUUCGCCAUCCAGGACAUCUCAGUGGAAGAAACCUCUGCCAAGGAAGGUCUUCUUCUAUGGUGCCAGAGAAAGACUGCCCCCUACAGGAAUGUCAAUGUGCAGAACUUCCAUGUCAACUGGAAGGACGGCCUUGCGUUGUGCGCCCUGAUACACAGACACCGUCCUGACCUCAUCGACUAUGCCAAGCUCAACAAGGAUGACCCUCUGGGUAAUCUGAACCUAGCCUUUGAUGUGGCGGAGAAAUACCUGGACAUCCCCAAGAUGUUGGACGCUGAAGACAUCAUCAACAGCCCCAAGCCCGAUGAGAGAGCUAUCAUGACCUAUGUCUCCUGUUUCUACCAUGCUUUUGCUGGAGCAGAGCAGGCGGAGACAGCAGCUAACCGUAUCUGUACAAUUCUGGGGGUCAACCAGGAGAAUGAGAGCCUCAUGGAGGAAUAUGAGAAACUGGCCAGUCAGCUGUUGGAGUGGAUCCGUCGUAUGACCCCCUGGCUAGAGAACAAGUCCCCGGAGACGACCAUGGCUGCUAUGCGUGGUAAACUGGAGGACUUCAGAGACUACCGUAGACAACACAAACCCCCCAAGGUGCAGGAGAAGUGUCAGCUGGAGAUCAACUUCAACACCCUGCAGACCAAGCUGAGGAUCUCCAACAGGCCUGCCUUCAUGCCCUCUGAGGGACGCAUGGUCUCAGACAUCACCAGUGCGUGGACAGGCCUGGAACAGGCAGAGAAGGGCUAUGAGGAGUGGCUGCUGAUAGAGAUCAGGAGGCUGGAGCGUCUCAACCACCUGGCUGAGAAGUUUCAGAUGAAGGCUACUUCCCACCAGGGCUGGUCUGUAGGUAAGGACAGUGUGCUGUCUCAGAAGGACUACGAGUCCUGCUCUCUGACGGAGGUGAGAGCUCUGCUCAGGAAACACGAGGCCUUUGAGAGCGACCUGGCUGCUCACCAGGACAGAGUGGAACAGAUCGCUGCCAUCGCACAGGAAUUAAAUGAGCUGGACUACCAUGCUGCCUCCUCUAUCAACGAGCGCUGCCAGGGAAUUUGUGACCAAUGGGACCAGCUGGGAACCCUCACCCAGAAGAGGAGGGAGAACCUGGAGAGGACGGAGAAGCUGCUGGAGACCAUCGACCAGCUGUUCCUGGAGUUCUCUAAGAGGUCAGCUCCCUUUAACAACUGGAUGGAAGGAGCCAUGGAAGACCUGCAAGACAUGUUUAUAGUUCACACUGUGGAUGACAUCCAGAGCCUGAUCUCAGCCCAUGACCAGUUCAAGGCCACCCUUCCGGAGGCUGACUGUGAGAGACAGGCCAUCCUGAGCAUCUACACGGAGGUGCAGAAGAUAGCCCAGAGCUACGGCAUCUCCCCCAACCUCACCAACCCCUACAGUGACAUCACACCGACGGAGAUAGGACUCAAAUGGGACAAGGUGAAGAAGCUGGUUCCCCAGAGAAACAGUAUUCUCCAGGAGGAACUAGCCAGACAGCACGCCAACGAACGUCUCAGACGCCAGUUUGCUGCCCAGGCCAACAUCAUCGGACCGUGGAUCCAGACCAGGAUGGAGGAGAUCGGUCGUAGUUCCGUCGACAUCGGAGGUUCUCUGGAGGACCAGAUGAGUCAGCUGAAGCAGUUUGAACAGGUCAUCAUCAACUACAAGUCCAACAUCGACAAGCUAGAGGGAGACCAUCAACACAUCCAAGAGUCCCUGGUGUUCGACAACAAACACACCAACUACACCAUGGAGCAUAUCCGUGUGGGUUGGGAGCAGCUGUUGACCACCAUCGCUAGAACCAUCAAUGAGAUCGAGACCCAGAUUCUGACGCGCGACGCUAAAGGCAUCAGCCAGCAACAGAUGAACGAGUUCCGCCAGUCUUUCACUCACUUUGACAGGAAGAAGAAAGGAGGCAUGGAAACAGAUGACUUCAGAGCCUGUCUGAUCUCCAUGGGCUAUGAUCUGGGAGAGUCUGAGUUUGCCCGCAUAAUGUCUCUAGUGGAUCCCAAUGGGUCCAACAAGGUGACCUUCCAGACCUUUGUUGACUUCAUGACUAGAGAGACGUCCGACUCAGACACCUCAGAGCAGGUCCUCGCCUCCUUCAAGAUCCUGGCUGCUGAUAAGCCCUUCAUCCUGCUGGAGGAGCUGCGUAGAGAGCUGCCCCCAGAGCAGGCAGAGUACUGUAUCUCCAGGAUGCCCCUGUACAAUGGGCCUGACGGGGUCCCAGGGGCUCUGGAUUACACUGCCUUCUCCACGGCCCUCUAUGGGGAGAGCGACCUCUAGCUUCACACACCAGAAAUGCACCCUGACCUUGUAUCAGUCUCGCCCCAUUUUGUUCCACACAUUUACGUCUAAAUUGAUUCGUAUUUUGACCGGUACUAAAAGGGAGUUAUUUUUGAGAAAUUACAAAGCAUUUUAAAGCCAUUUCAUGAGUGUAUGAUUUUUAAAGAGUAGGGAGAAAUAUGUAUUUAAAAAGGACUGAGCAGGAUUCAUUCACGAGAUUAAGAAAAAAUUAUGACUCAGUAAAUGUGAAAUUUACAUGUGAGUCACAAAAAAGUAACUCACUCAUAAAAAGUAACUCACUCAUAAAAAGUAACUUACACAUUAAAGUAACUUACACAUUAAAGUAACUUGCAUAUCAAAAGUAACUGACACAUAAGAAGUAAUUUACACAUAAGAAGCGCUACUAAGUUAUUUGCUAGUCACCUAUGGAGACCUAAAGAUGUGAAUUUAUGAGAAGCUUGUAUUAGUACAUAAAAAACAGGCUACAUUAUAAUCCCCCCCAGGCUACAUUAUAAUCCCCCCCAGGCUGCAUUAUAAUCCCACCCAGGCUACAUUAUAAUUCACCCAGG
Molecule: messenger RNA, 3624 nt
Organism: Oncorhynchus mykiss (rainbow trout)
Lineage: Eukaryota; Metazoa; Chordata; Actinopteri; Salmoniformes; Salmonidae
Source: RefSeq, a predicted model, not a curated record